Messenger RNA from Dioscorea cayenensis subsp. rotundata (Guinea yam), 2120 nucleotides. RefSeq names its product pentatricopeptide repeat-containing protein At2g13600-like. Gene Ontology annotation, molecular function: RNA binding; protein binding. Lineage: Eukaryota; Viridiplantae; Streptophyta; Magnoliopsida; Dioscoreales; Dioscoreaceae. Bases 248 to 2023 code for a protein of 591 amino acids. The record is from RefSeq and is a predicted model, not a curated record. Gene Ontology annotation, biological process: RNA modification. The transcript is spliced from 2 exons.
AACCGGUCCGCCGGAAAAAAAAACCAAAACCCUUCGAACCAUGUCCUUCUCGGAGCUUGGCCUACUUUGCGAUCGCCUCUCCGGGCUUCAUCUUCUUCCUCUCUUGCCGGAGAACGGCGGUCGUAGGCUUCAACGUCGCCGCCUUCCUCUCUCUUCUCCCUCACCGUCGGGCCUCACUUGCUGAGUGUGAUCCUGGAACAUCAAAUUAGUCUUUAAGGAAUUCUGUCAAUGAUGUUUCUACGUGAACAUGUUUCUACAACAACUGGGUGCAGUUCUAUAUCGAUGUUGCAAAAACAAGGAUUUCAAACAUGGCCUUCCUCUUCAUGCAGCUGUUAUCAAGAUAGGUUUCGAGUCAGACCUUUACCUUGGCAACCAUCUCAUAAACAUGUAUGCCAAGUGUGGUGUUCUUAGUGAUUCACAACAUUUAUUUGACUCUAUGCCCAACAGAAACCUUGUCUCAUGGUCAGCUAUAAUUUCCGGAUAUGUUCAGGCUGACAAACCUUUGAAGGCCAUGGAGAUUUUCUCUCAGAUGCCGCUCCAGCCUAAUGAGUACAUCUAUGCCAGUGUCAUUACUGCAUGUGCAAGUCUUUCAGCAUUGGUUCAAGGAAAACAGGUUCAUGCACAUUCACUGAAAAGUGGUUACAAGUAUAUUUCCUUUGUAUCCAAUUCACUUUUGUCGAUGUACAUGAAAUGUGGUCUCUUUGAUGACGCAUUCUCCAUUUUUAGCAACAUUUCUGCACCAAAUGCUGUCGCUUACAAUGCAAUGAUCACAGGUUUUGCAGAGAACCUACAACCAGAAAAAGGUUUGGAACUAUUCAAACUCAUGAAUCAACAGGGCCUACAACGUGAUCGGUUUUCGUUUGUUGCUGUGCUUGGAAUUUGCUGUGACAAAGAAGAUUUGGAAACAGGGCGCAGCCUUCAUUGUCAAACAAUCAAACUAGGACUUGACACAUCAGCAUUUGUCGGCAAUGUGCUUAUGACCAUAUACUCAAAAUGCGGCUCAAUUGGGUCGGUAGAGAGUGUUUUCUGGUCUAUAAAGGAGAAAGAUGUGAUAUCAUGGAAUACAUUCAUUGUUGCUUGUUCUCAUUUUGGUGACCAUGCGAAGGCCUUGAUGGUAUACAGAGAAAUGGAAAAUGCAUGUGUCAUACAUCCUGAUGACUUCACAUUGUCUGGUGUUCUCACUGCCUGCGCGGAACUUGCUUCUAUCCGUCAUGGCAGCCAGAUGCACACCCAUCUGAUCAGGAGCAAGCCAAAUUUGGACAUUGGAGUUUGCAAUGCUCUCAUCAACAUGUACGCAAAGUGUGGUGCAAUUGAACUCGCACUUCGCCUAUUUCAUUCUAUACCUAACCGGAAUCUAGUUUCGUAUAACACAAUGAUCAUGGGGCUUGGAAAUCAUGGUUGCGGGCAAACGGCUUUGGAGAUUUUCAAACAGAUGAAAACAUGGGGAUUAUCUCCGGAUUCUAUAACAUUCAUUGGGGUUUUAACUGCUUGCAGUCAUGCAGGGCUAGUGGAUGCAGGUUUGAUUUAUUUCGACUCAAUGAAAGAAACAUACGGUAUAUCUCCACAACUCGAGCAUCUGUCUUGUUUGGUUGAUAUGUUGGGGAGAGCCGGGAGAUUAGAGGUGGCGGAGCGAUACAUUGAGAUGUUUUGCUUCGGGAAUGAUUUAAUCAUUUGGGGGAGCUUGCUUUCUUCAUGCCGUCUACAUAAGAAUGUUGUCGUUGGAGAAAGGGUAGCAAAAAGACUGCUAGAGCUUCAACCGACUGUAAGUUCACCGUACGUUCUCUUGUCGAACUUGUAUGCCUUGAAUGGAAGAUGGAAUGAUGUUGCAGAAGCGAGAAAAAUGUUAAAAGGCAGCGGGGUGAAGAAAGAACCCGGCCAUAGCAUGAUUGAAAUCGAAGGCGGCACGGUGAAGUUCACCGUCGGCGAUUUCUCGCACAAACGGAUCGAAGAAGUGAGAGAAAUACUUGGAACUCUGAACUUUCAAGCUGAGGAAUUCAAUCUACAAGUGAGUAGUUCCUCUUGAUACUUGCAGACAUGUGCCAUGUCAUUUUGGGACAUAGUUUGGGUAAAAUUAAAAUUAAGUUAAUUUAUGAUAAUACAACAUCAUCUUGUCUUGUGUU